AUUUUGUAACCUUUCGAAAGUAUUGAAUAAACUGUAACUAAAAAAAAAAUCAAUGAUGAUCAGAUUUAGACAUGAUAUGGCGUGAACUUUCUAUUUAUUUCGUUUGGUGCUUAUAUCUUAAUUUUCCUAAUUCGAUCAUUAUAUUUUUAUCGAUUAAUAUAAUAUGAAAGAAUUAUAACAAAAACGUUAAGUGAAAACACCUCUGCAUUUUGACCCUCGCUAUCCUCCGUAAAUUACAUAUAUAUAUAUAUAUAUAUAUAUAUUGCAUGAUUAUGCAAUGACAGUACGCAGAAGUGACAUGUGCUAAGAAGGUAUCACUUCGGUUAAACUAAUAGUACAGAUGAACCAGGAAGUGACUGAAGAAUAUAAAAGUGAAAGGAUUUUGUCUAUUCAUUUCAACUGGCCACCUGUGAUAGUGAUUAAAUUGACUAGGAACAUUGUAUGUGAUGAAUACCCAAUACCAAACAAUCUUAAUCUAAAUACUUAAAAUGCAUUAAACUUUGAAUUCGUUUCUCUGACUCCAUGUGCGUUGGAUCUAUAUAUCUGCUGUUUUAUCAAUGGUUGGCUACAACCCUAAUCAAGACCAUCGCCUGACGUAUUUCGAUUAUGCUUUUGCUGGUGCCCUUUCAGGAGCUGUCUCAAGACUCCUUCUGCAACCCUUGGAUGUUGUCAAAAUCCGAUUACAGCUUCAAAUUGAACCUGUAUCGAAGUACUCCAUUGGCUCUAAAUACCAUGGUUUCAUGCAUACCAUUGUCACAAUGUCAAAAGAGGAAGGUGUGAAGGCAUUAUGGAAGGGCCACUUACCUGCUCAGUUUCUGACUGUCUUUUAUGGGAUGGUGCAAUUUUCUUCAUAUGAAUUCUUUUCUAAAUUAACCUAUCAUUGCGUCCCAAGUGAGUUCUUUUCUAAGAACAAGCCAUUGAUCAGUUUGGUUUGUGGUUCAAUGUCAGGGGCUGUGUCCACCGUAGUUGUCCAACCCAUCGAUCUAUUGAGGACAAGGUUUGUGGCACAAGGUGAACCAAAGGUAUAUAAAUCAAUCUUCUCAGCAGCGGCCAGAAUUGUUCAACAAGAAGGCAUCUUAGGCUUUUGGUGUGGCAUUGGUCCUUCACUUGUCCUUGUCACACCUCAGACAGGUCUCACCUUUGGAUUCCAUACAAUUUUUACAUCAAUUUUAAGGAAUGAUAUGAAAAAUCAUUCUACAUUUAGUAUUGAAAAUCAAAUUAAAACUUUCAUAAGUGGACUCAGCAGUGGGAUGUCUGCCAAACUAAUUGUCUAUCCUUUUGAUGUUGUGAAGAAACGUCUGCAAGUACAGGACUUUAAGGAGGCUCGGUCGAAAUUUGGUAAAGUACGUUCCUAUAAUGGCAUGGUCAGCUGUCUCCAGGGGAUUUUCCUUGAAGAAGGAAUCCGGGGUUUGUACAAAGGAUUAUUCCCAACUAUGUUGAAGGCAGGGUCUGUGAGUGGUGUUACAUUUAUGAUCUAUGAAAUGACUUGUGGUUUCCUCUCAAAAUGGAGGUGACGAUAGUAAUGGUUAGAAAUUCAAUAUAUAUUAUAUAUGAUAAAUAUGUUUGUAUGCAGGUGUGGCUGUGUGGUAAGAAGUUUGCUUCCCAACUACUUGGUUUCAGGUUCAGUUCCACUGUAUGGUACUUUGGGCAAGUCU
Octopus sinensis (East Asian common octopus) is the source of this 1655-nucleotide messenger RNA. Its product is annotated as mitochondrial thiamine pyrophosphate carrier. Gene Ontology annotation, biological process: thiamine pyrophosphate transmembrane transport. Gene Ontology annotation, cellular component: mitochondrial inner membrane. Gene Ontology annotation, molecular function: thiamine transmembrane transporter activity. The record is from RefSeq and is a predicted model, not a curated record. The transcript has 7 exons. NCBI's taxonomy places the organism in Eukaryota, Metazoa, Mollusca, Cephalopoda, Octopoda, Octopodidae. The coding region runs from base 558 to 1514 and encodes 318 amino acids.